CAGCAAGGGCCACACCUUCGACCUCCUUCACUCUCCUCGGCCAUGGACGCCGACGCCGCGGACACGGUGGCGUUCGAUGCCCCAGGGUACUUCCGCUUCUACAAGAGCGGCAAGAUCGAGCGGCUCAACCCGUCACCCAUCCUGCCCGCCGGCGUCGACGAGUCAACCGGCGUCACCUCCAAGGACGUCAUCCUCGACGCCGACACCGGCCUCACCGUGCGACUCUACCUCCCCAACCUCCAAGAAAAGCCCUCCGCAAAGCUCCCGGUCCUCGUCUACUUCCACGGCGGCUCCUUCCUCAUCGGCUCGGCCAAGGACACCACGUACCACACCUACGUGAACGCCCUCGCCGCGGCGGCCGGUGUCCUCGCGGUGUCCGUGGACUACCGCCUCGCCCCGGAGCACCCGCUCCCCGCGGCGUACGACGACUCGUGGGCGGCGCUCCGGUGGGCGGCGUCGGCGCAGGACGGCUGGAUCGCCGAGCACGGGGACCUGUCCCGCCUCUUCCUCGCCGGCGACAGCGCCGGCGCCAACAUCGUGCACGACAUGCUCAUGAGGGCGGCGGACUGCGAGGGCCCGAGAGUGGAGGGCGCGAUACUGCUGCACCCGUGGUUCUGCGGGAGCACGCCGAUCGAGCGGGAACCUCCGGCGGUGACGAUGGUCACGGGGAUGCUCUGGUCCUACGCGUGCCCGGGCGCGGCGGGCGGCGCCGACGACCCAAGGAUGAACCCGCUGGCGCCGGGAGCGCCGGCGCUGGAGAAGCUCGGGUGCGUGAGGAUGCUCGUGACCGCGGGGCUGGAGGACGGGCUCGCCGCGCGGAACCGCGCGUACCACGACGCCGUGGCCGGCAGCUCGUGGAGCGGCAACGCGGCUUGGCACGGGUCCGACGGGGAGGGUCACGUCUUCUUCCUCCAGAAGCCCGGGUGCGGGAACGCCAAUCAGCUCAUGGACCGCAUCGUCGCCUUCAUAGCCGGUGCCUGAUCGAUGGAGUUGAUCUGUGCAUGUCCGAUUGAUUUUAUUUCCGAAACCGAGUGAUCUUUUACUGUAGUGAGUAAAGAUAAAAUAAGCCAUGGCGGGCGGUACGAGGUGUAAUUCCAUGAAUUGAGCUUUCUUUAUC
Molecule: messenger RNA, 1117 nt
Organism: Lolium rigidum
Lineage: Eukaryota; Viridiplantae; Streptophyta; Magnoliopsida; Poales; Poaceae
Product: tuliposide A-converting enzyme 1, chloroplastic-like
Exons: 1
Coding region: 43-981 (312 amino acids)
Molecular function (GO): hydrolase activity
Source: RefSeq, a predicted model, not a curated record